AAAGUUUUGUCUGUGUUACCAUUGUAUAUAAGAUACAGGGACAUACGAACGUUAAAUGUUCUGUUUUAAAUAAGGUUGUGAAGUGACGUUUGAUAUGAGCUCCACAGAAAGAAAAUUCCUAAACAGUGUUCAAAGGAAGAAAGGAGGAGAUGUCGUCUGCCAAGAACACAACGAUACACCUGUUGUCAUGUUUUGUAAAACAUGUGACCAACUGGUUUGUGACGAAUGUAUUAAAAAUUCACAUAAACCGCACGAUCUAGAGUCAUUGAACAAGCAAAGUUUGGAAGACAAAAUGCAGCUGUCUCAACAGAUUCCACUGGUCAAAAAUAGCACGAUGCCAGGUUUAAAGGAACACAUUAAGAGCAUAGGUCAAACAAAAGAACAGUCCGCUAAAGAUUUCGAACAGCUCAUGAACAAAAUUAUGACACGAACGACUGAGUUGAUUAAAAUGAUAGAAAAAUCACGUGAUCAGAUGUUACAGAUGUGCCGAAAAGACCAAGAAAGAGCUAGAAUAUUCCUAUCUGAUUUAGAAGAGAAAAUGACAAGUGGAAUAAAAGCACUUGAACAAUCACUGGCGUCUGCAGAAGAGGUUGUAAAAUCUGGCAACAUUAAAGGUGCGGCAUUAAUACAAACAAGACUUCAACUUAACUGGGAUAUCCAAGAAUACAAAAAGCGUCAUGCGCAAAUCGAAAUUCCAGAAUUCGUAUCAGGAAGUUCAUAUGAUAAUUCAAUAGAGAAGAUGAUAGGUGUAUUCAGCGGUGGUCUUCAUUUAAAAACUAGAGAUGAAUUACUGUCUAAAGCGUUGCUUAAAGCAAAGCCAUUUUCAUCGUGGAGAAUGAAACCUUAUUUGGUAGCUGCUCUGCCACUGAAGUACGAUAUUCGCUCAGCAAGUACAGUUAAAAGCGAUACGAUGUUAAUGGUUCCGGUGACAAGACAGAGACUUCUUAUUACAAUGGCGGCAAACGGACAGUCGCGGGAAACGGAAAUGUCUGAUCACCGUAUUUACGACAUGUCACAAUCAAUUGGAAAUGAAUUUAUUGGAACAGACGCUGACAAUAAGACCAUACUUAAAUUUAGACUUGAUGGAAGUGUAACUGAAAAGAAAGAAUUAAGAUCUAUUCCGCGCGGAAUUCACGUUUGCAAAAAUGGCGAAGUAUUGAUGUGUCUUUGUGACACUAUUGAUUUCAAAACACAAAGAGGUAAAAGAAAAAUAGUUCGCAUGGAUGAAAAAUUGGAUAUAGUAAAUAGCGAUGAUUUGAAUAAUGUUGAAUAUACGCUUCCCGAUCGCGUCGUUCAGAAUGAUAAUGGCGACAUCUGCGUAAUCGACAGAAUAGGAGGCGGGAGCAGUCGGCUGUUUGUUCUAAACAAAGACGGGACCCUAAAAUUUAGUUAUCCCCAUGAAUCAGCCGAGUACGACUUCACGGCAACCACCAAGCCAAAGAAAGUUUCAUUUAGCGAUGUUUGUUGUGACUCAUUUUCUAACAUUUUCGUGGCAGACGAGAAGAACAAUGACAUCAUUGUGCUUAACAGUGACGGAGAUGAAAUCGUCCGAUUUUCGAAAGUUUUGAAGAAGAAAAGAAUCAAUUUAGUUGCUCCGUCGAGAAUAGUUCUGGACAGAACCGGAAAACUUUGGAUAGUUAUGCAGGGGAAGGUUUUAGUUUUUGAUUUGUACUCUUAAGAUAUAUGACAGUAUGUUGACGUAAGGAAUCGCGCCCCUUUUUCCGCCAUCUGAAAAUCCUCGGUUCGACCGAACAUCAUUUAACUUUAUAAUUGUCACUUUUCAUUAGAAUUUGUUCAAUUCAAAAAGGAUUACAACUCUUAAAACAUUAGUGAUUUCUCAACUUAAACGGAAGAAUAUAAUGAUUUUUCCAUGAUUUGAAUGAACAACAUAUUCACAUUAUCGGCUUACGCUAUAUUCAAUGUAAAAAUAUAGAAUUACGAUGUGAUAAGAUUCACUUAAUUCAACAUUAUUCACUUAAUACAACAGGAUUUACUUAAUUCAACAAGAUUACCAAAUGAAAUUUUUUUCUGAUUUUUUUUUAUACUAUUAAAUUAUCAGACAUGUUACAAA
This is a messenger RNA of Mytilus californianus (California mussel), 2071 nucleotides long. RefSeq lists its product as uncharacterized. Bases 95 to 1678 code for a protein of 527 amino acids. Gene Ontology annotation, biological process: positive regulation of DNA-templated transcription. Gene Ontology annotation, molecular function: zinc ion binding; ubiquitin-protein transferase activity. The record is from RefSeq and is a predicted model, not a curated record. Gene Ontology annotation, cellular component: nucleoplasm; chromatin. The transcript has 2 exons. NCBI's taxonomy places the organism in Eukaryota, Metazoa, Mollusca, Bivalvia, Mytilida, Mytilidae.